Columba livia (rock pigeon) is the source of this 3763-nucleotide messenger RNA. It is a transcript of the gene KIF18A, whose product is annotated as kinesin family member 18A. The coding region runs from base 31 to 2973 and encodes 980 amino acids. Lineage: Eukaryota; Metazoa; Chordata; Aves; Columbiformes; Columbidae. Gene Ontology annotation, biological process: microtubule-based movement. The transcript has 17 exons. The record is from RefSeq and is a predicted model, not a curated record. Gene Ontology annotation, molecular function: ATP binding; microtubule binding; microtubule motor activity.
GCGCUGGUGGCGUCAUGGGGGCGGUGGCCAAUGAGGAGGCGGGGAGGGCAGGGCCGCUUGUGUUUGAAUUCGGCGGCCGCGGCAGGCGGCGGUUGCUCGGCCGUGCGGAGGAAAGAUCCAGCUGCUUGGUCCGCAAGAGCCUUUGAAGCAAAGAAGGGGGACAAAAGGGAUGUUGCUAUGUCUGCUGCUAAGGAGGAAGAUGUCUGUAAUCAUGUGAAAGUGGUGGUCCGUGUCCGCCCAGAGUCUCAAAAGGAAAAAGAUGGCAACUUUAGCAAGGUCGUUCAUGUUGUGGACCAGCAUAUAUUGGUCUUCGAUCCAAAAGAAGAAGAAGUCAGCUUCUUUCAUGGGAAGAAACUUACCCAUAGGGAUAUUAAUAAGAGAAAAAAUAAAGAUCUGAAAUUUGUAUUUGAUGCUGUCUUUGAUGAAAGUUCAUCCCAGUUGGAAGUUUUUGAGCACACGACCAAAAAUGUAAUCGAUGGCUUCUUAAAUGGAUAUAACUGCACAGUGCUUGCAUAUGGUGCAACGGGAGCUGGAAAGACUCAUACAAUGUUGGGUUCCCCUGAAGAUCCUGGUGUGAUGUAUUUAACCAUGAUGGCACUUUAUAAUUGCAUGGAUCAAAUGAAAGAAGAUAAAAUAUGCAAUCUUGCUGUCUCUUAUUUAGAGGUCUACAAUGAACAGAUACGUGAUCUGCUGGUAAACUCGGGGCCUCUGGCUGUUCGUGAAGAUACCCAGAAAGGGGUGGUAGUUCAAGGGCUUACGUUACAUCAGCCUAAAUCAGCAGAGGAAAUCCUUCAAAUGUUGGAUUAUGGAAAUAAAAAUAGAACGCAGCAUCCCACUGAUGUAAAUGCCUCCUCUUCCCGGUCCCAUGCUGUCUUUCAGAUUUACCUAAGGCAGCAAGAUAAAACAGCUAGUAUUAAUCAAAAUGUUCGCAUCGCCAAAAUGUCUCUUAUUGACCUGGCGGGAUCUGAACGUGCCAGCGCUACAAAUGCCAAGGGGGCUCGUUUUAGAGAGGGAACAAAUAUUAACCGCUCCUUGCUAGCUCUCGGAAAUGUCAUUAAUGCCUUGGCAGAUCCAAAGAGCAAGAAACAGCACAUUCCUUAUAGAAACAGCAAACUUACUCGUUUACUGAAAGAUUCUCUUGGAGGAAAUUGCCGAACAAUAAUGAUAGCUGCUGUUAGUCCAUCUUUUCUGUUCUACGAUGAUACGUACAAUACUCUGAAGUAUGCAAACCGGGCAAAGGAUAUCAAAUCUUCUCUGAAGAGCAAUGUUGUUAGUGUGGACAGUCAUAUAAGCCAGUAUGUUAAAAUUUGCAAUGAACAAAAGAAAGAGAUUCUAAUGUUGAAAGAGAAACUGAGAGAAUAUGAAGAAAAACAAGCAAGCGUUCCUGAAAAUAGUAAUGCAGCAGUACUUGCAAACAACCAGCAAGUGGAAAUAGAAAGAUACAAAGAAAUCCUUAGAAAUGUGUUUGCAAACCGUGCGGAAAUCAGGAAAGAAUACCUGAAGUUGGAAAUGCAACUGAAAGAAAAUGCACUGAAGACACAUCACCAGAAACAGUGUCAUGAACAAAUUCAACUGAUGUGCUCUGAAGAAAGAGUAGAGAAGGCCACUUGCAAGCGGGAUCAAAGGCUUGCGACGCUUCGAACCCACCGUGUUCAGAUGCAGAAGAAGAAAGAAGAGGUGGCAGAACACUUUGAGGAAAACACAAAUUUGCUGCAUCGUGUUGAAAAUGAAAUGCGCCUACUGGGUCAAGAUGAGUGUAUUCCAAAGGAACUCUGUAAAGAACUGCAGUGUUGCCAUUUAAACCUGGAAGUUAAGGACCUGAAAGCCCAGAUGGAGCACAUGUUAUCUCUGGUGUCCCUUCAAGAUCAGCGUUAUAAGGAGACAGAAAAAGCACUUAAUACUUUACUUCCAGUUCUUCGCAAGCAAUACCUGACUUUGAAAGAAGCUGGACUGACAACUAGUUUAACUGAGUCUGAGUUUGGGGAGGUUGAGCAGUUGAUUCAAAGACAAAAAUCAGUAGUUUGGGCUGACCAGACUGAAGAGAAGGAACAAAGUCAAAACCAUGAACUGGAGUUGUCAGCUAUCUUUGCAUUCCCUCAACUUGUUAGAAGACUAAGCACCCCAUGCUCUACAACUUCUGGUGCACUGUCGCAAGAAAUUAAUAAAAAUACCCAAGAAAUAGAACGCUCGGUACCAGCACAGAGAAGAACGAGGCGGAAGCUGAUGGACUCUCCAGUGGCAGCUCAAGGUCUUGCUGCCCCUGGGCACUCUGGUCUCUGUCACCUGGAGGAUUCCCUCACCAAGGAGCUUCGCCCCAUCGUGUACACACCAGAACUUUGCAGAAAGCCGGCGCAAAGCAGCUGUACGCGGACUGUGGUGAAGAAAGCUUUGCACCUUGCAGGCCUUCGGGUAGCCAAUGCGGACAAUAUAGACAUACCAGUAAAAAAAGAGAGUAUUACGGACUGUACGUAUGACGUUAUCCCUGAGUGUGAUGAAGCUGAUAUGAACUCAACAGUAAUUAUCUAUGAAGGGACAGAUGAAAGAACUGAAAUGUCUACUGACUCAUCCAUGAAGGAGUCACAGCCAUGUAGCAGUAGCAUUCUGCAAAGGUUUGGUAUCUCUUCCUUAAAAACCAAAAAUCCUACUUCAGUGCUUGAGAAGCCCUCGUAUAUGGCAAUGACUUCUGCUGCUGAGAGGAAAAGAAAAGUAUUAAGUUCUGCAUCAAACACUGGGUUAAGCAGCCUGCAAGAGCCUAUUUCUGCAAAACGUAUUCGACAAGAGGGCUUGUUAAGCCAUAAAGCUUUGCGAGUACCCAAAGUGGCAGGAACUAAACCGAGGAGCUGGAAGCAAGAACAGGAUGUGCCAAGAAACCUACAUAGAAGCUUUUCCGAAGGAAACAUAGCAUUGGGUGUUAAAUCCAAGACAUCAAAAAGUCUUUUAUUUCAUGCUUGUAAGAAAAAAAAUAGGAUUUAGUUCCGAGUUCAUUCAUAUUUCGGGCAGGAUUGAUGGACAGCAAAUGAGUACAGGGUGACUUUCAUUUUCCUCUUGUGAAUUGUUUUGUGUUUAAGAUGCCUCUCUCAGUAAUGCACUAUUUCAAAAAGAACCACUGCUUGGAAAUACGAGGAUUCUGUUAAAUUCUAAAAUUAGCUCGUUUUUCAUCUCCAGUUAAAACUUAUAAAUGUCUUCUGUAUAUUAACAAAUGAAUAAGAAAUUUUAUUUGGACUUGGGAAUAGAGAACUGCAUAAUAUACCUUUUGUCUUAGUCUUCAUGAGCAUUUCCCAGUGUUUUACUAACAGGCUUCACACAAUGCAAGUGUUUAAGGAGAUCAGUGGUGCUCUAAUUUGUAGAUGCUACUUUAAGUUUCUUACUUACAGUCAGUCUUAAUUUUCUAAUGAGAACUGGGUGAUGCAAAAGUUAGAGAAAUUGUUUUGACCUGCUUAAUUAUUUUCACUGAAACUUCCUAAUGUGAGAAUUGUUUUUAAUUUGGAAGCAAGUCAAACAGAUGUUAAUACUAAAAUGUGUUCAUGCUUAGCAGUAGGAUAGCAGAUUAUUCUUAGAUACCAGUCUAGUACCAGGAGACAGAAAAAUAUUUACAAUAAGUGUUUUUAAUGAAGUAUUAUAUCUAAAUUUUUUAGCCUCUAUGUUUUCAGUGUGUUACUUUGUUGUAAAUGUUCUUUUCAUGUUGUUCAUUUUUUAAUUCAACUGUAAAUUGUUAACUACUUUGAAUAAAUGUUUAGCUCUAAUAAGAGCAAUAUAAUGUGAA